CAUUCCACAGAACUAAGUAAAUGCCAAAAAAUAGACUAUCUAGGUCUACGCAGAAGGAAAACUGUCCUCAAGAGGAAACAGAUUAGGUUCAUGCAGCUUUGAUAAGGAUAUCUAGCAAUAGCAAUAAAGUUUAAAAAAAAAAGUCAACUUUGUAUCUUGGAAUGCAGUUCUUUGAUGCCAGAAAUUUUUUCUACUGCAGUAUUUGCAACAUUCCAUAACACAGGCUGAACAAAGCAAGGGCUCUCUUACCUUGAAUUUAAAUACUUUUAAACCAUUGCAUCACUUUAUUUUCACCUUUUUGCAGUAUGAUUUGAAACAAUCACCAUGGAUUUUUCACGUCUACACACGUACACCCCACCCCAAUGUGUGCCAGAGAACACUGGCUAUACAUAUGCACUCAGUUCAAGUUAUUCUUCAACUGCUCUGGAUUUUGAGACUGAACACAAAUUGGAUCCAGUGUUUGAUUCUCCAAGAAUGUCAAGACGCAGUUUACGCUUGGUCACUUCACGAUAUAAUGCAACAGAUGAUGCCCAAAAUGACAACAUUCAUAGCAAUUCCUAUAUUGGAAACGUGUCUUUGUCAGAUCAAUCAUCCAGAACAGCAAAGCAGCGCAAAAGUAUGAGCAAGCAGUCUGUCACUGUGAAACAUACUCCAAGAAAAAAUGUAUCCAGCUCUUCUGUUUUUAGCCAAAGUAGUUUCAAUAGCCAUGCCAGUGAUACAUCUGUAGUAUCUACUGUAUUGGAUGAAUCUUUGAUUCAGGAGCAAACAGAAGUUGACCAUUUUUGGGGUGGGGAGACAACAGUGAUUCAGGGAAAUGGUGAGAUAGCAACAGCUGAAACACAGACUACCAUGAUCAAUGGCUAUACUUGCAGUGACUGCAGUAUGCUUUCUGAACGGAAAGAGGUCCUCACAGCGUACUCUGCUUCUCACAUGCCAUCUUCAAGAAUUUACUCGAGGGAUAGAAGCCAAAAAUACAAGUCUAGAAACACCCCUUUCUACAUGAAUAAGAUUCUACGAUUGAUCAAAUAUACUGCAACAUCUUUUGCAUCACUGUUAGUGCAACUAUUUCAAAUGGUUUUGCUGAACCUGGGUUAUGAAUUUAAAGAAAUUCAGAUCUUAUCUAAUCAAGCUUUCCUGGAAGGUGCUACAGACAAACGGAGAACUGCUCACUCGAAUUACUGUGGAAGUAUGAAUGUAAAAGACUUUCUCAAAGAGGAUGGCCAUCUUGGUAUAAAUGGGGAAUCCUUGUGUGAUGACUGUAAGGGGAAGAAACAUCUUGAAACAUACACAACAGUCCACAUGCAAUCCUCAAGGUCUAAAAGGGUAGCAAGGACCAUUUGGCACACCUUUUCUUAUGCAGGUUACUUUGUGCUACAAGUGUUGCAAACAGUGGGAGCAACAGGAUGGUUUAUGUCUCAGAAGAUGUUAUCACUACUUUGGCUGGCCAUUGUUUCUCCAGGGAAGGCAGCUUCUGGGGUAUUCUGGUGGCUUGGAACUGGAUGGUAUCAACUUGUUACUCUGAUUUCUUUGUUCAAUGUGUUUCUUCUUACAAGAUGCCUUCCAAAGAUUUACAAGUUGUUACUGUUUCUCAUCCCACUGCUGUUUUUGCUAGGUAUAUGGUGCUGGGGCUUUGAAGGCGUCCUUUCAUUACUGCCUGCAUUCAAUUGGACAAACAUACGUCAAACACAAAGAAUAGAUGAGCCUCUGCAGAUUCUUAAACCACAUCCUGAUUCUUCUCGCUAUGCUCAGCCUCCAGAGGGUCCCGGACAGUUAUUUGAUUCUAGUCGUAUGAGUGAACUGGAAAAGCAAAUGGCCUUCAUGUCUGACAGAUGUCAUCACAAUGAUGAAGAAUAUGGCAAAGUGAUGCUACAGCUUGAGAAGCUUCAGGAUCAAGUUGCCCAGAUGAAUGACAAAAGUGAGAUGUUGAUACUAAUAAAAAAUGUAAUGGGCCAACAUCUUAAGGAAAUGCAAUCUGAGGAAGUGGCACGUUCAACGACUGAUCUUCUGGCUUUACACCAAGAACAUGAAUUGCGCAUUUUGACACUGGAAGACUUUAUUGGAAAACUUUCUGCAAAAUCUGAGAUUUUUCAUAUCUAUCAGGACAUCCAGAAGGAACUUGAACUAACCCAAACAAGAACAGUGAGUGGAAGUGAUGAGCAAAACCAGCACCUUUUAUCCAAGGUUAAACAACUAGAACUAGAGUUGGCUCACAUGAAAUCAGAACUGUUAACUCCACAAGACUUGAAGACCAGCUGUGAGAAAGUAGAUACGAUUCAUGAAAAGGUAGAUGCCCAGGUCAAAGAAUCUGUCAAACUUAUGUUUUUCGGUGACCGACAAGAAGACUUUUCUGAAUCACUACUCCAAUGGCUAACAUCCAAAUUUGUGAGCAAGAGCGAUCUGCAGGUUUUGUUACAAGAUCUAGAGCUGCAAAUCCUCAAGAAUAUUACUCUCCACAUGUCUAUUACAAACCAAAAGCCAACCUCUGAAGUAGUAACAAGUGCAGUAAAUAAUGCAGUGAUUUCUGGCAUCACAGAAGCGCAAGCACGCAUUAUUGUAAAUAAUGCAUUGAAACUCUAUUCUCAAGACAAGACUGGUAUGGUGGACUUUGCUUUAGAAUCUGGAGGUGGCAGCAUUCUGAGUACUCGCUGUUCUGAGACCUACGAGACCAAAACAGCUCUAAUUAGUCUCUUUGGAAUUCCUUUGUGGUAUUUCUCUCAGUCUCCCAGAGUGGUAAUCCAGCCUGACAUAUAUCCAGGAAACUGCUGGGCAUUCAAAGGAUCACAGGGAUACCUUGUAGUUAGACUUUCUAUGAUGAUCUACCCAACAGCCUUUACGUUAGAACAUAUACCAAAAACACUUUCACCAACAGGAAAUAUCACGAGUGCUCCUAAGGAUUUCUCAGUAUAUGGUCUAGAAGAUGAAUAUCAGGAAGAAGGUACCCUUCUCGGACAGUACGUCUAUGAUCAAGGAGGAGAGUCACUACAGAUGUUUCAAGUGACGGAGAAAAAUGAAAAUGCAUUCCAGAUAGUGGAGCUAAGAAUUUUGUCUAAUUGGGGCCAUACAGAGUACACCUGUCUGUAUCGGUUCAGAGUGCAUGGAAAACCUACUGAAUAAACUAGUACACUACAGCUUUUUUGUUGUAUAUUUUCUGUUUGUAUAUAUUGGAAAACCUAGAACACUGGAAUCUUUAAAGGAUGAGGAUCUGUGACAUGUACUGCAGGAUCAAUACUCCUUUUCAGUAAAAUGCAGGCGACUGCCAGAAGAAUUGUAUACAAACUCAUACCUGCUCUGAUGCUCAGCUUGUAAUUGCCAGUCAGCUUUAUAUUUUUAAUGUGUCCAUUCUGAGAAAAAUAUUGCAUGCAAACUACUCUGGUUCAAAAGCCAAGUUGGCAAAUAGGUGAUAUUUAUUUUAUUACAUUUGAAUGUACAGUUUUUAAAUAAGAUAUGCUUUCUGCAGCUAGAAAUGUGUUUUUUAAUACAGGCCCCAUCUGCACACUUCUAUUACCCUGGCUCCCUAUGUCAAAACGUAUAAACACUUUUAAACACUAAUUGUGGCUAAUGUAUCCUUUAGUUGACCAUGACUUUUGAACUUGUUGCUAGGCCCAAAAGGACUUCCUGAGUAGAUGCAGAAUGAGAUACAUGUUACUGUCAAGGAAAGUGAAUGGAACCAAAAAUAGUUUAAACAUCAGAGGCAUAAAAAUCUUUCCUCCAACAUGGAACCAUGCAUUAAUGUAAAAGCCAGGGUUGAUUUUAAACCACUACAGUUAGUUUAAGUUUUCUUCCUAUCUAGUUUCCUUUUGACUUAGCUUGUUAGAAUAAUCACUCAGUGUACUAAUCUUUAGUAGGCUUAUCUCAUAUACCAAGGUGAGAGUCUGGCUAGUGGUCUGCUGAUAAGACCAAUUCAGAGCUCAAAUUGUAGAGGCAAAAUCUUGGUGUGCAGAAAUCUCUCUUCAGCACAGGAUUAGUUGGGCUAGCUCACUUUAUAAGUGCUGUACUGUGGAAGCACUAAGUGAAAAUAGGUUCCACGUCAUAGACUUAACUUUUAAUUUAAAACAAUUCUGCAGAGAAGUAACUUGCAAAAGAGGUCCACGCUCAAUGCCACUAUAUUUAGACAAUGUUUCCAUUUUUAUACCCUUAAAGUGGAGGAUUCAUUACCCAUUGAAGAAUGUUAGAGCAAUGACUCAACAGCAUUAUCUUACUUGAUUUAAUUGGAACUUGCAUUGUAUUAACAGACUGCAUUUUUUUAACAGACUUCUUGCACAGCUCUCCUUACUUAGAGGCUCAUUUUUGUAAUUUUAUUUCUGAAUGUUACUGGAAACCCUUUAUAAACAAGAUUCCUGAAAAACAUUUAUGUGGAGAAAUUAUCUUACUGUUGUAAUGCAUUUUAUUGGGUCAACUUAAUUACAGAUGUGCUAUGUUACAUUUUUCAGAAAGAUGAAUGAUGGUGCUGACUGGUUUUCUGAAUUAGAUUUCUGUAUGUUGCACAAUAGUCCUCAAAAUGUUUUUAAAAAAUCUCCAUAGAAAGAGUGUUUUAGUUCAGCUAGAAACAGAACCAAUGGCCUAUGCAGAAGAGCUAGAUAAAACAUGUACAGGUGUUUCAUAUAAGUUAAAUAUUUAAAUCAGAAUUAUCCUGUAUAAAUUGGAAUUAGGAUCUGGGGUGGGAAUAUUUUGAAUAACACUAACUUAUUUUUAAAGAAGCAAGAUAGGACUUUGUGCAAUGUAUUUUUGUAAAUGCUUUUCAAAAUAUUUGUCUUGGUAUUCUUUGCUGCCUCCAAAUGGACAAGAUGCUAUUGAGAUGUUUAAAUAAAGAGUUUUAAUUUUUGAAAGUGCAUGUAAUAUUUAAAACAAGUAAUAAAGUUUCUUUUCUGUA
Molecule: messenger RNA, 4870 nt
Organism: Chelonia mydas (Green sea turtle)
Lineage: Eukaryota; Metazoa; Chordata; Testudines; Cheloniidae
Gene: SUN1
Product: Sad1 and UNC84 domain containing 1
Exons: 22
Coding region: 325-3114 (929 amino acids)
Biological process (GO): nuclear envelope organization
Cellular component (GO): nuclear envelope; meiotic nuclear membrane microtubule tethering complex
Molecular function (GO): protein-membrane adaptor activity
Source: RefSeq, a predicted model, not a curated record